Molecule: messenger RNA, 1179 nt
Organism: Westerdykella ornata
Lineage: Eukaryota; Fungi; Ascomycota; Dothideomycetes; Pleosporales; Sporormiaceae
Product: alpha/beta-hydrolase
Exons: 3
Coding region: 1-1179 (392 amino acids)
Molecular function (GO): hydrolase activity
Source: RefSeq, a predicted model, not a curated record
AUGAUACUCGGUUCAGUUUCUCUCCUCGACUGCUUUGUGUUCCUGCUUUUUCUGGCCCCACAAAUCCUCCUCCAGGUCGGCAUUAGGCGCACGGCAAUCUGGCUCCUUGGAGCCCUACCGUCUUUAGUUUCUGCAGUGCUUAUUCUCCCCUUCCAACUCCUUCAUGACAGGUACCUCACCCCGUACGAACUUCGGAGCCCGUUCGUCCAGCGCGCAACCGUGUUUCAAGAUGUGGUCAUAAGAUGUGUGCGAUAUGCAUUUGCACACAUGCCAGCGUUCUUGGGCCGAGUCUUCUUCUCCAAGCAUGUGGCUUUACCAUUUCUCCGUUUCCGGAUGCUCCGGCAUGGCAUAUAUACUUCACCAGUCAGGUGGGUAGAAAUAGAAAGACCCGGCUUCAAAGGGAUAUGGGUCACAAGCAAUCACCGAGAGCGGCCAGAUAUCAUUGUCUACUAUUGUCAUGGCGGAGGCUUCUCAAUGGGUUCAACUUACUUCUACUUGGAGUUCCUCCUUGCAUGGGUGAGCUUACUUGAACAGUCGGGAUACCGGGCUCCUGCACUGCUUGCUCUGGAGUAUACCCUUGUUCCGGAUGCAACUUAUCCCACACAACUAGAGGAGACUUUGGCCGGUUACGAAUAUGUUCUAUCUAUGGCGCGAGAUUCCUCUACCAUCUGCAUGGGCGGAGAUUCCGCUGGGGCAACACUUAUACUCAGCCUCUUGCUCCACACUGCGGACCAUCAUGAGAUGCGACAUCGCCGACCCGGACUAGCCGUUCUGAUCUCACCCUGGACUUCCAUCAUCUCUCCAAGAAACAAGAACACGCGUAGCGACUACCUGGAUUCUAAUAGCCUUGAAAGAUAUGGCAGUCAGUACAUUGGAAAUAAGUUGGCCCCAAAUGAUCCAACGGUCUCACCGGGUCACUGCAAGGAUGUCAGCCGUUGGCGAAAUGCCAGCCCCAAAAUGGGAUGGCUCUUUCUUUUCGGCUCAGAGGAAGUGCUGGCACCUGAGACGAGGGAUCUCUGUAAUCUUCUGGAACGCAGCGGGGUCGUCGUUGAAAAGGAUGAAGAAAAAGGUGGCAUCCAUGCCUGGCCUGUGGCAUCACUCUAUUUGGGUACGACAAAAGCCGAACGGUUGCAUGGUUUAAGACGCAUCGCGCAAGCAACUCGAACUCGAAUUCAUUGA